Vicia villosa (hairy vetch) is the source of this 2189-nucleotide messenger RNA. RefSeq names its product pentatricopeptide repeat-containing protein At1g10910, chloroplastic-like. Gene Ontology annotation, molecular function: protein binding. The transcript is spliced from 10 exons. Bases 31 to 1932 code for a protein of 633 amino acids. NCBI's taxonomy places the organism in Eukaryota, Viridiplantae, Streptophyta, Magnoliopsida, Fabales, Fabaceae. The record is from RefSeq and is a predicted model, not a curated record.
UUAAUCAAGCUUUAGAACUGUGACUGAAAAAUGGAGAUAACAACCGUUGCAUUUGGUAUACCCUUUCGCCAUUCAACCAUUUAUGCUUCUUCUGCGUCAACAACUGAACCAUCUUCUCAAACACAGUUUCCCCCCAAAUCAAUCAAAUUCGCAAAAUCCAAAUCCUUUUCCGCAAGAAAAUCACCCAAACUCCAAAUUCAACAUGCUUCCGAUUUGCCUUCAACACUUACAAGGGUUGGUGAAAUGUUGACGGUGAAAGAACUUAAUGCAACUUUGAACCAUUUCGGUAAUUCAAACAAAUUUAACAAUAUCUCUCAGCUUUUUUUAUGGAUGCAAGAGAACAAGAAGAUUGAUGCAUAUUCUUAUUCCCAUUAUAUAAAAUUCAUGGCCAAUAAACUUGAUGCUUCCGCGAUACUAAAGCUGUAUAACAACAUUGAAGAUGCAUCGGCCAAAGACAAUGUCUAUAUAUGUAAUUCUGUUCUCCGUUGUCUACUCCGAAACGGCAAGUUUGAUACCACUAUUAAACUCUUUCGCCAGAUGAAAGAAGAUGGUCUAGUUCCAGAUCUCGUUACCUAUAGCACUCUUAUUGCAGGCUGCGUUAAAGUAAAAGAUGGAUAUCCUAAGACACUAGAGCUAAUUCAGGAAUUGCAGGACAAUAAUCUGCGAAUGGAUGAUGUAAUUUAUGGGGCAGUUCUGGCAGUGUGUGCUUCCAAUGGUAAAUGGGAAGAAGCAGAAUGGUAUUUUAACCAGAUGAAGAGUGAAGGUCGUACUCCAAAUGUUUACCACUAUAGCUCUUUGCUCAAUGCCUAUUCGGCAUGUGGAAACUUCCAAAAAGCUGAUGUGCUGAUUCAAGAUAUGAAAUCAGAAGGGUUAGUACCAAACAAGGUCAUUUUGACAACCUUGCUGAAGGUAUAUGUUAGAGGAGGAUUGUUUGAGAAGUCAAGAGAACUAGUAGCCGAACUGGAAUCUUUGGGCUAUGCUGAAGAUGAGAUGCCGUACUGUGUUUUGAUGGAUGGCCUAGCUAAGACAGGACAAAUACAUGAAGCCAAAGUAAUUUUUGAUGAAAUGAUGAAAAAACAAGUCAGGUCUGAUGGCUAUGCUCACAGUAUCAUGAUAUCGGCAUUUUGCCGAGCCAAGCUUUUUCAAGAGGCAAAGCAGUUGGCCAAGGAUUUUCAAACUACCGGUAAAAAAUAUGAUGUGGUUAUAAUGAAUUCAAUGCUCUGUGCUUUCUGCAGAGCAGGUGAAAUGGAAAGUGUGAUGGAAACUCUCAGAAAGAUGGAUGAAUUGGCAAUCAGUCCUGAUUACAAUACCUUCAAUAUUCUAAUCAAAUACUUCUGUAGUAAAAACAUGUAUCUAUUAGCUUUUCGAACCGUGGAAGACAUGCAUAGUAAAGGCUAUCAACCAAUGGAGGAGCUCUGUACGUCUUUAAUAUUUCACCUUGGUCAAGCAAAAGCUUAUCCAGAGGCGUUUUCUCUUUACAAUAUUCUGAAAUAUAGCAAGAGAUCAAUAUGCAAGGCUCUCCAUGAGAAGAUUCUACACAUUCUUCUAGCAGGAAAGCUUUUGAAAGAUGCAUAUGUAGUAUUCAAGGAUAAUGCAACAUUUAUUUCUGGCCCUACCACCAAAAAAUUUGCAUAUGCAUUUAUGAAGUCAGGUAACAUCAAUUUGAUCAAUGAUGUUAUGAAGGCACUCCAUAGUUGUGGCUACAAGAUUGAUCCGGAUUUAUUUGAGAUAGCUGUAUCACGAUAUUUAGGUCAGCCCGAGAAGAAAGACUUGCUUCUGCACUUACUACAAUGGAUGCCGGGUCAAGGUUACGUGGUUGAUCCAUCAACAAGGAACCUAAUCCUCAAGAACUCACACUUAUUUGGUCGACAGCUCAUUGCGGAAGUAUUGUCCAAGCAACGAGUUAAGUUAAAAGCCCAAAAAUCUCAGUAGAUAAAGUAUGUGAAAUUUUGCCAUCGAUUAUAUAAUUCUAGUCUUUGUUUGUACCGAUAAUUAAAUCCUAUUAGUUUCACAAGAUCUGUAGAACCAUGCACCAUACAUUGCCUCGUUCAUUUUUUCCCUUAGCCUGUUAAAAUUCUAAUGUUGCAAAACGCCGAUUGUACAUAAACAGAUGUAAAUGAUUUUGAACAAACAUACCUUCAGAUUAUGGUAUUAGUAUAACAUACCUAAUGCAUAAUGUUUUUGCAAUA